UAACUCGACACAACCACCUGAAGGACUUCAUGCUGGUGGUGUCCAUCGUCAUCGGCGUGGGUGGCUGCUGGUUUGCCUACAUCCAGAAUCGCUAUUCAAAGGAGCACAUGAAGAAGAUGAUGAAAGACCUUGAGGGACUUCACAGAGCUGAACAGUCUCUCCAUGACCUUCAAGAAAGGCUGCAGAAGGCUCAGGAGGAGCAUCGCUCUGUGGAGGUAGAAAAGGUGCACCUGGAGAAGAAACUGCAAGAUGAGAUCAGCAUUGCCAAGCAGGAGGCACACCGGCUCCGAGAACUGCGGGAGGGCACAGAGAACGAGCUGAGCAGGCAGAAAUACGCUGAGCAAGAACUGGAGCAGGUGCGGAUGGCUCUCAAGAACGCCGAGAAGGAGCUGGAGUCCCACUGCAGCUGGGCUGCACCCGAGGCCCUGCAGAAGUGGCUCCAGCUGACCCACGAGGUGGAGGUCCAGUACUACAACAUCAAGAAACAGAACGCGGAGAAGCAGCUGCUGGUGGCCAAGGAAGGGGCUGAAAAAAUUAAAAAGAAGCGAAACACCCUGUUUGGAACAUUUCAUGUUGCUCACAGCUCAUCUCUAGAUGAUGUUGAUCAUAAAAUCUUAACUGCAAAGCAAGCGCUGAGCGAAGUGACGGCUGCGCUGCGGGAGCGCCUGCAUCGCUGGCAGCAGAUAGAGCUGCUCUGCGGCUUCCAGAUUGUCAACAACCCAGGCAUCCACACCCUGGCAUCGGCCCUGAACAUUGACCCCAGCUGGAUGGGCACCCCACGGCCUAACCCCUCGCACUUCAUCAUGACUGAUGAUGUGGACGAUUUGGACGAAGAGAUCGUGUCGCCCAUGUCCAUACAAUCUCCUGCCUUGCCCACCACAGUUCGCCAGCGCCUGGUGGACCCACAGCACGCCCACGGAUCUCAGAGGUUGGUAGAGAGUUAUGUGCAAGGCCAGAAUGAGUCGGGCCAACCUGCCCAUUACCGGGCAGGCAGAGUCUCUCUCCGUCGAAUGCACAGCCUCUCCUCUGGACAGUCUUUCAGUUCCGACCUUCCCGGCACCAGCCCAUCAUCUGCUGCCACCACCACCUCUUCCGCCUCUUGCUCCUCAUCCACCAUCGCUGCAUCUGCUCCUGCUUGCCAUGUCCACCCUACCUAUUACCAUCACACCACCUCCUCUUAUUUCCUUCAGAUGGACUCCAUCCCUGAUCUGCCCCCUCCUGAUGUCACCUCUGGAGUUCGCUGUCGCACUGAGAGCUUUGGUUCAGGGGCGUUGCAGGCGCUCGGUGCGGAGGUGUCGGCGCUGAAGCAGGCGGUGGAACGGCUGUAA
This is a messenger RNA of Phaethon lepturus (White-tailed tropicbird), 1328 nucleotides long. It is a transcript of the gene STIM1, whose product is annotated as stromal interaction molecule 1. Gene Ontology annotation, cellular component: plasma membrane; endoplasmic reticulum. The record is from RefSeq and is a predicted model, not a curated record. The annotation marks the transcript as partial. Gene Ontology annotation, molecular function: calcium channel regulator activity; calcium ion binding. Gene Ontology annotation, biological process: activation of store-operated calcium channel activity; store-operated calcium entry; intracellular calcium ion homeostasis. The transcript is spliced from 7 exons. Lineage: Eukaryota; Metazoa; Chordata; Aves; Phaethontiformes; Phaethontidae.